This is a messenger RNA of Diabrotica balteata, 1477 nucleotides long. The record is from the annotation of a GenBank genome assembly. Lineage: Eukaryota; Metazoa; Arthropoda; Insecta; Coleoptera; Chrysomelidae.
CUUUUUAGAGGGUUGCCUAACGCUAACUCUUGUAUCUCAUCUUGUGGAAUUAGAAUAUUAAAAAAUAGUGAAUAUUAAAGAAAGUAUUAAUAAAGCAAUCAUGGCAAAGUUCGACUUAACUUCGAAGAUGGGCCAGUAUUUAGACCGGCAUCUUGUUUUUCCCUUAUUGGAAUUUUUGUCCGCAAAAGGAAUUUACAAUGAAACUGAACUCUUAAAAGCCAAAUUAGAUAUUCUAAGCAAGACUAAUAUGAUAGAUUAUGCUAUUGAUAUUCGAAAACAACUUUACCCCGAUCAGGAAAUACCCGAGGACCUAAAACAAAGGCGUAAUCAUGUUGUACAGCAGCUUGCAGAGUUGCAAGAAGAAGUUAAACCUAUCCUUAAGAUUAUGGAAUCUGAAGAAGUUAUGAAGAAUAUGGAAAACAUGAGAGAUUCAAAAACACUUAUUACAUAUUUGUCGAAAGAAUUCAAGUUUGAAAUUGAAUUGAUUGACAGUCUUCACAAACUAGCCAAAUACAGAUAUGACUGUGGCAAUUACACAGUAUCUACAUCAUACCUGUACUUCUGUAUGCUGGUAUUACCUCCCAAUGACAGAAACUAUCUUAGUGCCUUGUGGGGAAAAUUUGCUUCAGAAAUUUUGUACCAAAACUGGGAUUCAGCACUGGAAGAUCUCAACAAAUUGAGGGAAUAUAUUGAUUCAAGUCCUAAUCAGUUUUCUGGUAACAGUUUGCAGCUUCUACAACAGAGGACUUGGUUGAUCCAUUGGUCCCUCUUUGUGUUCUUCAAUCAUGUCAUGGGCAGAGAAUUGAUUAUUGAAAUGUUCUUGUAUAGACCACACUACCUCAAUGCCAUCCAGACCAUGUGUCCUCAUAUUUUGAGGUAUUUAGCUACAGCUGUAAUUAUUAAUAGAGGAAGGAGGUCGGCACUGAAGGAUUUGGUAAAAGUUAUUCAGCAGGAAAGCUACACUUACAGGGAUCCCAUUACAGAAUUUUUGGAACACCUUUACGUCAACUUCGAUUUCGAUGGAGCUCGUCAAAAAUUACAUGAAUGUCAAACAGUUUUACUAAACGACUUCUUCCUAAUUUCCUGUUUAGACGAGUUUGUAGAAAAUGCAAGACUUAUGAUCUUCGAAACAUUCUGCAGAAUUCAUCAAUGCAUUAGUAUAGGUAUGUUAGCUGAAAAGCUCAACAUGAAUCCAGACGAGGCUGAAUGUUGGAUCGUGAAUUUAAUUAGAAACGCACGAUUAGACGCUAAGAUCGAUUCUAAAUUGGGGCAUGUGGUUAUGGGUGCACAGCCUUUAUCGCCAUACCAGCAACUUAUUGAAAAAAUUGAUUCCCUUUCGGUCAGGUCAGAAACUCUGUGUGCUCUUAUUGAUAGAAAGCUCAGAGCGAGGACUGACAUACGGUGGGGAAAUCCAGAUUUUUAAAUAACGGUUAUUUUGUAAUAAUUUUAUUGGAUAUAAAUAAAAGAUCUUUCCAGU